ACAACCUAAGUUGUUGCUCAACGCCAAUGUCCAACCACCUUCAUGCAAGUGUAUCCCUCCUCCUUCAUUCACUGCACCCGCCCCACGGUACCUUUCCCUUCCCGAUUGAUGCAACAUUCCGCGUUUAUUUGCUCCUCGCCAUCUUUCCCUUCCAGUUCUCAUAACUCUUCAAACCCUAACCCCUAGUCCCUCAUAACAUGAUGGAAAUCAAGUUUUCUUCCUCCCCCCACUUCACUCCAAGAUUCCCUAUCAGGUUCAGGUCCGAUCGACCGACCCCUCCGGUGCUCCGGAAUCUCUACCCAAGCAUAAUCUCCAACAAAACCUCGGACUCAUCAACCCCCUUUCUUCCGCUUUGCAUCCGAACGAUCCCUGAUUGGGCCGAUGCCAUCCAGGAGCGCGGUGAGCGGAAGCGGCGGCCCCUCUACACCCCCGAGGACUGGCGUGCCCAUCGGAGCUCACUCCGUCACAUAAGGCACCUGCUCUCUAGCUUAUCUUCUCGCGUCAUCCUCUCCCUCGUCCCGCCCGUCUCUGUCUUCACCUCCUUUGCCGCGGUUUUGACGGUUUACAACUCCGCGGUGGCCCUUCGGUGGCUGCCGGAAUUCUUCCCGCUACUGCAUGCGUCGUCGCUGCCCUAUCAGCUCACGGCGUCUGCGUUGGCGUUGCUUUUGGUAUUCAGAACGGAGGCGUCGUACUCCAGGUUUGUGGAGGGCAGGAAGGUGUGGAUGAGCAUUAUCGCUGAUUCCAGCGAGAUGGCGGGGAUUGUGAUAUCUAGUAUGGCUAGGGCUAGAAGUGGCGCAGAGGAAGUGGGGAUUAAGAGGGCACUCUUGAAUUACAUAAUGGCAUUUCCAGUUGCUCUUAAGUGCCAUGUCCUUGGUAGCUCAGAUAUCAAAGUAGACCUGCAGAAUUUGCUAGAAGAGGAUGAUCUCGCUGUUAUUUGUCAUUCAAAGCACCAGCCUCGUUGUGUUAUUGAGUUUAUCACACAAAGCCUUCAAAUGGUUUCUAUGGAGGAAGCUAAACGAACUGCCUUGGAGUCUAAAAUAUCUUCUUUUUAUAAUGGCAUCAGUGUUUGUGAGCAAAUUAUUGGCAUUCCAAUCCCCUUAUCUUACACUCGUUUGACGUCGAGGUUUCUAGUAUUUUGGCAUUUCUCUCUUCCAAUUGUACUUUGGGAUGACUGCAAUUGGAUUGUAAUUCCAGCUACCUUCAUUAGUGCAGCCUCCUUGUUUUGCAUUGAGGAAGUCGGAGUUCUGAUCGAGGAGCCAUUCCCCAUGCUUUCACUGGAUGAACUCUGCAAGCAAUUCAACGAUACCAUCCAAGAAGCCAUUAAAAUUGAGAGAUCAGUUCAUGCGCGCCUUACUGCAAAGCUGAAGGGCCACCACGCCGUCCAUUCCACAAAUGGCCGCCUCAUCUCCUGAGCAACCACAUGCCACAAUCACCUAAAACCCAGAACUGCUAUUUCUACCAAGAUUACCGAGCUGUCUUACUCGCAGCCAGGAGCGAAUAUUAUGUGCAUCAUAUACAUGUACAUACUGGCGGUAUUGAGAUAGUAUUGGGGUGAUAUUCACUACAAUACCACUCCAGUAUCGCUUCAAUACUACCAAUCUGCACUUAUUCACCACCCAAUAUGUCAGCAUCUAAUGUCACUUUAGUGCUAAAGCAAGAGAA
Messenger RNA from Phalaenopsis equestris, 1662 nucleotides. RefSeq names its product UPF0187 protein At3g61320, chloroplastic-like. Bases 198 to 1412 code for a protein of 404 amino acids. NCBI's taxonomy places the organism in Eukaryota, Viridiplantae, Streptophyta, Magnoliopsida, Asparagales, Orchidaceae. Gene Ontology annotation, biological process: regulation of photosynthesis, light reaction. The record is from RefSeq and is a predicted model, not a curated record. Gene Ontology annotation, molecular function: voltage-gated chloride channel activity. The transcript is spliced from 4 exons.